This is a messenger RNA of [Torrubiella] hemipterigena, 1806 nucleotides long. NCBI's taxonomy places the organism in Eukaryota, Fungi, Ascomycota, Sordariomycetes, Hypocreales, Clavicipitaceae. The record is from the annotation of a GenBank genome assembly.
AUGGAUGAUCAAGUCCAGUCCAUUCGAUUUUGCCCCGGGCAGCAUCCCACUGAAUCCGAACAGAACUGGUACCGGCUGUCCUCGGCGCGAGAGCUCGGCGUCUGUUCGAGAUGCUUUGCUGAUUCGGUCAAGGCAUCGGCCUUGACGGCCCAGUUUGAACUUAAGAGAGACUUGUCUGGGCAGGCCCGCUUCUGUAAUUUUGCGACAGCGCGAUCCCGGGCGCUCUUCAAACAAGCAUGUGAAACGGGCGACUUUGCACCAUGGAGAAGCUACUGGCAAGCACGGAAUGCUAUUCGCCAGUGUCCUGGCGUUGGUGUCGAUGCGGAUGCUGCCGAUGGUGUCACUUGGUUUCAGAUGGCCGAUCCCAACCUGCCCCCAGGCUUCUACGCAUGCGCAGCCUGUAUAGCCGACUAUGUCCAGGCUGGACAUCUGGCUUCACACUUUUCUCCGGCUCCAAGUCAGCCACAGGGACAACCGAGGAGAUGUGACCUGGCUUCGUUGUUUUCACGGAACCUGGUCGCCACAGAAAGCAACUGGUCCCAGGCCGCGAGCUGGCUUUCCUAUCGCAAGACGCUCCCGCCAUGCUCACAGGCCGCAGAAGUCGAAGGGACUUCGCGAAUGUGGUUCAAGCUACGAUUCCACGAGUUUCAAAAUUUGUCGGCUUGCGAGACGUGCUAUUAUGACCAUGUGCAUACUUCCAUCGCGCAGGAACAUUUCCAUCCCACAAGACAAGCUCUGCCAUCACUUCCUGGCCAAGUUUGCUUUCUAGGAGGAUCUAUGCCCCUCAGGAUUUGCUUUGACGAGGCCAAGAAUAGAUCCAACUGGGAUGUUUUCCAUCGGGGUGCUACGGCAUAUGUCCGUAAUCCUCUUUGCCAUAGAGAUGGUAUUCAACAGGGAAUUUGGUACUCGGUGCAACCGGCGCAGGCAGAGUUCGAUGUAUGUGCGUCGUGCCAUGCUUGUAUUUUCGAAGCCCUCAGCUAUGGCCACUGGCUCGCACCGAAACAAGUUCCCCCAGGUCCGCGCCUCUGUGAUUUGAACCUGCUCGCACCACUGGCACCAAUCUGGUAUAAGAAGAUUGACGCAGCUUUCGAAAGAAACGAUCCAAACUUGAUGGCGUAUAGUGUUCAAAAGGUUCUCGCUGCGCCAGCGUGCCCUGGUAAUACUGUUCACGAAGGCAAAGUUUGGCAUACACACGACAUGUUUACCUGCUGCCCCUCGUGCUGGAUCACAGCACCCAUCGAAGGAACGACAUUUGCACACAUCUUUUCCGACGAGGUGCUUGUACCGACAAAGCUCCGAUGUGAUUUCUAUUCUGCAAGAGUUCGAGGGCUCUGGCUAGAAGCUUGUGUCAAAGAUGAUAUAGCAUCAUUCAUAAAAUUCAUGCAGCAUCGUCUCGAGGUAUGGAAGCAGACGUACCCACCCAUUCAGCAGCAUCUGGCCAUGAUGCGAAUGAAUGCACAGCGACAAGCCACCCUGAUGAUGGCUUCUGUUAUGAACACGGGAGCCAAUAACAUUGCCGCCGCCUCGGGCUCAUUUGGUAAUUGGGGCAGCGCGUCCACAGGCUGGGGCUAUGAGACAUUUGCUGGUGCCCAGGGAGCUAUGCAGUUUCAGCAGGGUGUUGCUAUGAAUACCUCCAAUGGAGGGGCGAUGAUGAGCAUUGUGCAACUAGAGGCGAUGUGGAAGGCUGUAGAGUAAUGCUGCGCAAGUGUGUGUCAGCUUAUAGAGCAUUCGCGUGUGCUUUUCAUCUUGGCGUAGAGGUUGUAGAAGUAGAGCAAGAUGUAAAAUAAUUCAUAACAUAUAAUACCG